Molecule: messenger RNA, 2040 nt
Organism: Saxophila tyrrhenica
Lineage: Eukaryota; Fungi; Ascomycota; Dothideomycetes; Mycosphaerellales; Extremaceae
Gene: ACS2
Product: acetyl-coenzyme A synthetase 2
Exons: 3
Coding region: 1-2040 (679 amino acids)
Cellular component (GO): cytosol
Molecular function (GO): acetyl-CoA synthetase activity; AMP binding
Source: RefSeq, a predicted model, not a curated record
AUGGCUGAGACCGUGGAGAAAGACGGAAAGAUGGAGCAGCCCAAAGAGGGCAUCCCAGAGUCACAUCACGCAGAAACGUACAAUGUGCCAGAGCACUACAGACCAAACCACCCGAAGGAGCCGCAUCUCAAGGACCUCGACCACUACAAGCAGAUGUACAAGGAGUCGAUUUCAGAACCAGACAAGUUCUGGGGCAACUUGGCUCGCGAGCUUCUGACCUGGGAGAAAGACUUUUCCACCGUGCGAACUGGUUCGCUCGCUGGCGGCGACACCGCAUGGUUCUUAGAGGGCAGGCUCAAUGCCUCCUACAACUGCAUUGAUCGACACGCGGCCAAAACCCCAGACAAGCCAGCGAUUAUCUACGAGGCGGAUGAGCAGGGCGAGGGCCGGACAAUUACUUACCAGGAGCUCCUCCGAGAAGUGUCGAAGCUCUCAUGGACUCUCCAGCAGAUGGGCGUCAGGAAGGGCGACACCGUUGCGCUUUACAUGCCCAUGAUUCCCGAGGCUCUCAUUGCCUUCUUGGCCUGCACACGUAUCGGCGCUGUCCACUCUGUGGUGUUUGCUGGUUUCAGCUCAGAUUCUCUGCGGGACCGCAUCAUCGACGCCGAGUCCAAGGUCGUGAUUACAACAGACGAGGGCAAGCGAGGUGGCAAGCUCAUUGGCACCAAGAAGAUCGUGGACGAGGCGCUUAAGCAGUGCCCGGACGUCACGAACUGCCUUGUCUACAAGCGUACCGGUGCCGAGAUCCCAUGGACGGAAGGACGAGAUCUGUGGUGGCACGAGGAGAUGGAGAAGUGGCCAGCCUACUUUGCGCCUGUCAGCAUGAACUCCGAGGAUCCCCUCUUCUUGCUCUACACCUCUGGCUCGACUGGUAAGCCCAAGGGUGUCAUGCAUACAACCGCUGGCUACCUGUUGGGUGCAGCCGCGACUGGCAAGUACGUUUUCGACAUCCACGACUCCGACCGCUUCUUCUGCGGUGGUGAUGUGGGUUGGAUCACUGGCCACACAUACGUCGUGUACGCGCCCCUGCUCCUCGGUAUUGCGACUGUCGUGUUCGAGGGCACACCCGCCUACCCCGACUUCAGCCGAUACUGGGAGGUGUGCGAAAAGCACGAUGUGACGCAGUUCUAUGUUGCUCCCACUGCUCUGCGUCUGUUGAAGAGAGCCGGCGACCACCACGUCAAGAAGGAGAUGAAGAACCUUCGUGUGCUUGGCUCUGUUGGUGAGCCCAUCGCCGCUGAGGUGUGGAAGUGGUACCAUGAGAUUGUUGGCAAGACGAAGGCACAUAUUGUAGACACAUACUGGCAAACCGAAACCGGCUCCCACGUCAUCUCGCCCAUGGGCGGCCUCACGCCCACCAAACCUGGCAGCGCCACCCUCCCCUUCUUCGGCAUCGAACCCGCCAUCAUCGACCCCGUCUCCGGCGAAGAGAUCAGCGGCAACGACGUCGAAGGCGUGCUGGCCUUCAAGCAGGCCUGGCCGUCCAUGGCGCGCACGGUCUGGGGUGCGCACAAGAGAUACAUGGACACGUACCUCAACGUCUAUAAGGGCUACUACUUUACCGGCGACGGCGCUGCUCGGGAUCACGAGGGCUACUACUGGAUCCGUGGGCGCGUGGACGACGUCGUGAACGUGUCUGGACAUCGCCUGUCGACUGCAGAAAUCGAAGCGGCGCUGAUCGAGCACCCCGCUGUCGGCGAGGCGGCCGUCGUAGGCAUCAACGACGAGCUGACCGGCCAAGCCGUCAACGCUUUCGUCUCGAUCAAAGAAGGCAACGAAAUCAACGACAAGCUCCGCAAAGACAUGAUCAUGCAAGUCCGCAAAUCCAUCGGCCCCUUCGCGGCACCCAAGGCCGUGUUCGCCAUCCCAGACCUGCCCAAGACGCGGUCCGGCAAGAUUAUGCGACGGAUUCUGCGCAAGAUUCUGGCGGGCGAGGAGGACCAGCUGGGCGACACGUCGACGCUGUCGGACCCGUCGGUGGUGGAUAAGAUUAUUGAGACGGUCAAGGAGAGCAAGAACUCGGCGGCGGAGAAGGAGUAG